This is a messenger RNA of Penicillium canescens, 1302 nucleotides long. Its product is annotated as putative cysteine synthase. Gene Ontology annotation, cellular component: cytoplasm. The record is from RefSeq and is a predicted model, not a curated record. NCBI's taxonomy places the organism in Eukaryota, Fungi, Ascomycota, Eurotiomycetes, Eurotiales, Aspergillaceae. The transcript is spliced from 5 exons. The coding region runs from base 1 to 1302 and encodes 433 amino acids. Gene Ontology annotation, molecular function: cysteine synthase activity.
AUGCCCGACCAUUCCACAGCAUAUAUUGGCACAGCCUUUGUGGCUGGAAUCUGCUUAGCUCUCACAUAUAAAGAAUUAUCACGACCAAAGCAAGAUGAACAUGCGACAGAGCAACCACGAACAGAUGACCUAGUCGCCCGGCCUGGACCACCAACCAUUGUUGAAGGCAUUGAGGGCUGCAUUGGAAACACGCCUCUUUUACGAAUCAAGUCAUUGUCGGACGAGACAGGAUGUGAGAUUCUGGCUAAGGCAGAGUUUUUGAAUGGCGCCGGUCAGAGCUCCAAAGACCGAGUCGCAUUAAGCAUGAUUGAGAUUGCCGAAGAACAAGGAAUCCUGACGCCACAUUCAGGCGACACAAUUUACGAAGGAACAUCAGGAUCGACCGGAAUCUCACUAGCAACUCUAGCCCGCGCAAAGGGCUACCUUGCACAUAUCUGCAUGCCCUCAGACCAGGCAAUUGAAAAAUCAAACCUGCUCCUAAAGCUAGGGGCAAUCGUCGACAGGGUCCCCCCAGCACCGAUCGUCGAAAAAGACAAUUUCGUCAAUCGCGCACGAGCACUAGCAAAGACGCACACGGCCUCAUCCGGCAUCCCCACUGCAUCUACACCACCAUCAGCUGAAGAGAAAGCCGAUCUCCCGGAGCCAGACGAGAGCAUGACUCGCGGACGAGGGUUCUUCGCCGAUCAAUUUGAGAACGAAGCCAACUGGCGCGCCCACUACGAGGGCACAGGCCCAGAGUUAUACGCUCAAUGCGGCGGCCGACUUGACGCCUUCGUAGCGGGCGCCGGGACAGGCGGGACGAUUUCUGGCGUGGCGAGGUUCUUGAAACCUCUAUUGCCUAAGCUUACGGUUGUACUUGCUGAUCCGCAGGGCAGUGGGCUAUUUAAUCGGGUUGUUUACGGUGUGAUGUUUGAUCUGAAGGAGCGGGAGGGGACGAGGCGGAGACGACAGGUUGAUACUAUUGUUGAAGGGAUUGGAAUUAAUCGUGUUACGGCGAACUUUGAGGCUGGGAAGGAGCUUGUUGAUGAUGCGGUGAGGGUUACUGAUGCGCAGGCUUUGGCUAUGGCGCGUUGGCUUGUUGAGAAGGAUGGGAUUUUUAUUGGGAGUAGUAGUGCGGUGAACUGUAUUGCUGCAGUCAAGACAGCCAGGAAGCUGGGACCAGGCCACAGGAUCGUCACGGUGCUUUCUGACUCUGGCUCGCGGCAUUUGUCUCGAUUCUGGGCUAAGGCUGGUGAUGUUGGCGGGGCUGUUGAUACGAGACUUGAGGAUGUUAUGAAUGCACGAGACGAGGAUUUUGAAUAG